Molecule: messenger RNA, 1479 nt
Organism: Cyphellophora attinorum
Lineage: Eukaryota; Fungi; Ascomycota; Eurotiomycetes; Chaetothyriales; Cyphellophoraceae
Exons: 3
Coding region: 1-1479 (492 amino acids)
Source: RefSeq, a predicted model, not a curated record
AUGUCUCGACCAAGAGGCGCUUCAAGCCCACGACUCGAGAUACCAAGGAAGAGUGUUGAACUUGAAGAUCCGGGAGCCACCAACCUACAAUCUUCGGAAGACGAAUACUUCUCAGACGCCUCAGAGGGACGGCGCCGGGCAUCGAGACCUCAGACGCCGGCCUCACCCAUCCCGCGAACGAGAAUUGAGAGGGUCGAUGACACCCCAGCUUACGGAGAAGUUCCUGGCACAGCAGCAUACGCACGCAGAGCUCAGGAUGCCGUUCCUGAUGAGGUCGAAGUCACCGGAAGGUUGAGCAGGCGAUCGAGCCAAUACCUUGAGCCACCCACUACGCCGGGAGGCACUCUCAUUCCCCGCACGGUUGUUGAAAAAGUAGACCCUUCGUCUCCUAGCUACGGCGAGGCACCUGGCAGCAAAGGCUUUUCUCACCGUAAGGCCGAUUCUGUUCCUGACCUGGUUCUGAAGGCUCCUGAGCCCGGAAAAAGAAAGGGCCCGGAACACGGGACCUCGCCUUCAAGUGGCCAAAGUCCACCAGUACCCGAGACCAUAGUCACCAGAGUUGACAGCAAUCCUGCUUACGGCGAAGUGGACGGUACCAAAGCCAAAGAACGCCGGGAGAAGGACGCGGAGCCUGAUGUCCUAGAGGUCCAGCAUGAGUCAGGCGCACAGGCUGGCGCCGAUGAUGACUUUGACGACUUUAACGACGACUUUGAACAGCCUGGGAUGCAGGAACAAGCCGUACCCGAAUCAACGCAGCACAUAUACCCCUUGAUCGAUUUUAACGCUCUCUCUGAUCUGCCAGAGCUUUUGGUCGCUACCCAACAACACCUCGACGCUAUGUUCCCAUCAACAACAGAACAAGCUCUUGCCGACCUCCCUACGCCUCCGCCAAUUGACAACGCAUCGCCCAUAUUUCCCUCCGAACGGUCUCGAUCGCUAUGGAAGCAGCUUGUAACUCCACCACCUCUACAGCCCCCGAACUGGACGCAAUCACGAAUCAGGCGAUUGUUCCUAGUGAGCCUAGGGGUACCUGUAGACCUGGACGAGAUUCUACCACCUUCGAAGCAGAAGAAGCUGGUGUUGCCUGACAUCAACCUUGAGCCUCCACGGAAAUCUGAGUCGGAGAAGCCGGGAUCGAUUGCCCGGCUGAAGCAACAAGCUGCCAACGACUCAACAGCAUCUUUGGACAGCAAUCAAUCCGGGAAAGAAGGCAAAGCUCGCACAAGAAGGACCAAAGGUCCGCCGCCACCGCCAGAUGUUGAUUUGUUUGCUGUGAGGCGCCUGGCCGCCACCACGGACGAGAAGCUGGACGGUCUGACACAAGAAGAGCUGAACGCACAUGUAAAGAACCUGAAAGCAACGACAGAAACAACUGCGGAACUGCUCGAGUAUUGGCUAAAGCGAAGAGACGGGCUACGAAAAGAAAAAGAGGCAUUCGAAGGUGUUAUUGAGAACCUCAUCCGACAUAUGAGGAAGUAG